Messenger RNA from Frieseomelitta varia, 4510 nucleotides. Its product is annotated as protein artichoke-like. Gene Ontology annotation, cellular component: plasma membrane. The record is from RefSeq and is a predicted model, not a curated record. NCBI's taxonomy places the organism in Eukaryota, Metazoa, Arthropoda, Insecta, Hymenoptera, Apidae. The transcript is spliced from 4 exons. The coding region runs from base 1814 to 3694 and encodes 626 amino acids. Gene Ontology annotation, molecular function: protein binding.
GUACAGCUUAGGUUAGGGUCAAACCGAGAGAUGGGGCAACUAUUAUAAUUGAAAGUUGCUCAAACGUCAGCUAAAGAAUUAUUUAACAACUUUUUGUGAUAAUAACAUUAUACAAAAUUGUUUUUACGCUUUAUUUCUGCAUCAAAUAAUAUCGAAUAUGAAAUUGUGCCUUGAUAGAAAAUAAACGUAAUAAUUUUAUCGGUAAAGUUGCAUGCAAAUUUCUUUUGUCAAAAGUGUUGUAAACGCGAUGUUAAUUGCGUCAGUGUUAUAUUUUUGCAUCAAUUGUCAUAACAUGACAAAGGUGUACGUAUAUUGGAUGCCUAUAGAGGACAAUGGGAAAUCGAUAUGGCUUGGAUAUGGUACGUGUCACUUGUACGUCUGAAAGCGUUUGUUCACGUAGUCAAUGCGUGAUUGAGUGAUGAGUGCAGCACGUCGAAUUCUGAAGAAUUGCAUUCGGCAGAAUUGGAAGCGGAGGUCAGGCAUUACGCCAGCAUUGCGAAAUGUCGGGACUAGGGAUCUCAUGAUCUUGACUAGGAACAACGACCUGCCAGCCUCACUCGUAUCUCUACCGCGAACGAGAGAGAGAGAGAGAGAGAGAGAGAGAGAGAGAGAGAGAGAGAGAGAGAGAGAGAGAACAUCGAUUAACUUUGCAAUUGACAUUAGGUUUCUCGAUAACGUGGCUUUGAAUUAUCGCCUCAGAUUAACUUCCCCUUUACUACAAUCGCGUCACGAUGUUAACUCCAUCUUUCUAACAUGAAACGAGAAGAACCAUCAGACGUACAUACGUACGUACAUUUACAUUUACAGGCAGAAGGAACAUUGUUUCAUCAGCUUAACAUCAGAUACAAGCGUCAGAAUGGAAGAAUAAGCUAUCAUUCAUCACUUUGUUUCAUAACGUGCGACAUCCUUGACUGUAACACAGAGGGUAAUUAACAAAAGUAUGACUCCGCAUUAUCAUACGAUCUGCGACAAAACAAGAGCAAAUGAAUGAGGAGGCCAACCUUUCGACGUGCUCACGCCUCGGUGAUCUCGGUGAAUUAAAACGAUAGCCGGUAUCGCGUGAACACAUCAAAUUUAAUUAAGCCCAGUCACGUUAACAUUUCGCUACUGCCAGAACUACGCCGAUUAUUCUUUCGCUUAAUAGAUUUAUGCUGGAAUUAUAGCCGCGAGUUCCGUGUAUUUUUUGGCGCUUAUACUCCCCUGAAAUUAUGUGAGAAUGACUUUGGCAAACGGCCAACGUUCCACGGACUGUGCGGAGACAACAUGUACGGAGCAACGAACUUUAGGAAGCGUCUCACCUCGGACAAGAUUCUUUCCUGUUCGCCCUGAUUUUUGAUCGUGAAUCUCAUUGGCAGAGCGUGAUUCCACCUUUUCCUCUCGUUCACUUAAAAUACAUUCUCUAGAUUACAAAGAGGCAGUCACGAAGGUUGUUUUCGAUAAGAAACCAAGGAUUUCGUCUAAUCACCGGUUAUUAGGAGCAUUGUUCCUUCAACGGAAGCGAGAAACCUCCUCGGGGGUCGUAAUAAUAAUACUCCCGGCGAACACGUUACGAAUGUGCGAAGAGAGAUAAAGAGAGUAUUCUCGGGCAGUGUGCUCGGAAACAUUCUUAACAUCGCACGCGAGCAGUUGUGGCCACGAGUAUCCAGUUAAUUCCAACGCAAGUGGUUGCUUUCGUGCCAUCAACGGCGUAACUUGCAUUGUUAAGACAAAAUGAAAUUACUCGUGUGCGAACAUCAUCGAGUGCCAACAACGUUAAAACGUCUCAGCGGAAUGAUCAUAAGGGUAGUUGCAGUCGAGGAGGAGUUCAUAUGGAAUGGCAUCGCGUGGACCGUCGACGACGACGCUGCCAAUCGCGAUAGCGAUGGCCGUCGCGAUGUCAGUGAUGGCGAACGGUCUUUGCCCGACGCAGUGCCGCUGCGACGACGAGAGCCUGUACGCGUCGUGCGCUUACGCGGGCCUCGAGGUCGUCCCGAUCCAGUUGAACCCGGAGAUCAGACACUUGGACCUGUCCAACAACCGCGUCGGCAGCAUUCACCUGACGUUCGGUUUCUACGGUAACCUGGAGAUCCUCGAUCUCACGUCGAACGCGAUACACACGCUCGGCUCGGACAACUUCGUCUUCCAAAAGAACCUGGUCACGUUGAACGUGAGCGGGAACGCGGUGAAAGCGCUGGCCAAGAACUCGCUGCAGGGCCUCGACUCGUUGAGAGAGCUGAACCUGGCCAGCAACAACAUCUCCGACAUGGACGAGCAAGCGUUCAAAGCCACCAGCGAGCUGGAGGUGUUGAAUCUCAGCGAUAACUCCAUCACCAGCCUGCCGGAAGGUUUGCUCAAGUAUCUGCACAAAAUACGCACGUUGAUCUUGAACGGUAACUUUCUGCUCGAGAUACCCACCGAGAAUUUGGCACUGGCACCGAGCCUGGAGAACGUCGACCUGUCCGACAAUCUGAUCCAGGAGCUGGACAGAGACUCGUUGCCGUCGUUGCCCUCGUUGGUCUCGUUGAACCUGGCCAACAACGUCAUCAGGAACAUCGCCGACGACGCGUUCGACCGACUGCCAGACUUGCUGCACUUGGACCUGUCCGGGAACAACCUGACGUCGGUACCAACGUCCGCUCUCGCCAGAUUGAACGUCCUGUCGAGCUUAAUUCUCAGCCGUAAUCCGCUUGGCGCGCUGGAUGCCGGCGGAUUCCGCGACCUGUUCGAGCUGAGGAGCCUGGAGUUGAACGACUGCACGAUCGUUAGCGUGCACGCGCGAGCAUUCGCCGACAACGUGAACCUCGAGCGGAUCUCGUUGGAUGGUAAUCGAGGCUUGAAGGAACUGCCGGCGAGGGUCCUCUACGGCGCCAGAUAUCUGAAAUGGGUCUCGCUGCGCCGAUGCAGUCUGUCGACCCUGCAGCCCACGCAAUUCCCGGUGGACGGGCUGUCGUCUCUCCGCGUCGGCGGCAAUCCGCUGGUCUGCAACUGCUCGGUGCACUGGCUGUGGAACGUUAUCAGGGCGGAAGAGCGUCGGAACGACUCGAGGCUCGAGCUGGAUACCCACGAUAUCAUCUGCACCGACGAGGAAUUCGCCGGGAAGGCCCUAAUCGCUCUAACGGAGGGUUCGCUGCGAUGUCGGCUGAGCCCUCUCUAUCUGUCGUUGUCAGCGGCCGGUUGUCUAGCCGCAACGGCGACCAUACUGGCGCUGAUAGCGCAUCUGACGCGGUCCAAGAGGAAGAAACGUCUGGCGUACGCGGCGCCCAAUCGGCCGGAAUUCCUCGUCUACGUCGGCAGGAACAACGACGAGCUGGACAAGAACGGAGCGGAAUCGUACAGCAGGCGUCUGCUGACUCGGAACGAGGACACGCCGUACGACACGCCGCGCGCCAAGCCAGGACAGAGGAGCCCCCCCAAUACCGUGCAGUCGCAGGACGCCAACAUCUACGAGACGCCUAGGUACGCGAGACCGGCGAGCAAUCGUCGGGAAACCGGCGGCAAUCCGACGUUUGCGAGGCAGCAGGAAGAGGGUGUGUACGCGGUGGCUGACGUGACCGAUCUUCGCGACGAGCCACCGGAAGUGUUGUCGCUCUAUCGGAUGCAGAGCCCCGCCACUCCCAGAUCGAACGUUCAACGGCUGGAUUACGGUUACGACUACGAGUACGAUUACGAUUACGAGUCACCGAUUCCGCAGAAACCUCACGUGGUGUUCGUUUGAGGGAACUCGGCUAGCUACCGCUCGGCGGUCGAAAUGCGCUGGUGAACACGGAGGCUAACGAUUUUUCGGAAAUCCUGAAAGAGAAAGAUUGAGAGAGAGAGAGAGAGAGAGAGAGAGAGAGAGACUGUACCCUGACUUUUCGUUCGAGGAGGGAAGACACUCGCCGAGAUCCCACGGAGAAGAUUCAUAGGGGAAAUGGAUUACCCAGUGACGCGUGCUAGCUUCGGCUUACACUUUGGUCACGUUCGGGGGGGGGUUGCGAAAGAAAUUCCAGCGGCGACAGUCUCGCUAUCGCGAGAUGAAAAGGAACAGAAAGAGAGAGAGAGAGAAAGGGAGAGAGAAGCCUUAACAGGGGAGGAUCUGUUCUAACUGAUUGGCCAAGAUCAAUCGUGAUACGGUAAUCCUUCCUUUCAGCGAAAGUAUCGAUCCGACGGUCGACCGUGUACAGACAUACACACUUUCUCUCUCUUUCUCUGUUCAAUAAAUUCUUUCCGUUCGACGAUAUCCAACGUGGAACCACCGUAGAGUCCCAUCGCGGAGGAUAGUUGUCCCCCUGUUUCUUCACGAUGGCGGGGGGAGGAGGGGCGAGGGAGGGGGCAGAAAGGCCAGACUGGUGGACGAGGUGAAAAUGAAAUGUCUUCCGAGAAGAUAGUCGCGUCGCUGGAGAACAGCAGAAUGCAUUUUCGCUGGGGGAAACGCAAUCUGACUCGGAAUGUAAAUUGUACGGCGCAUAAAUGUGGCCACCGUUGUGUUACACACAAGGGCCACGGGUUAGCAGGGACCGGGCUACGGGAACGUAUUUAUUUUCACGGAUUG